AUGGCAAACAAAAAAAUGGUCAAAGCGUGCACUAGGUGCCAGCAACGAAAGAAGAAAUGCUCUGGUGAUCUACCAUGCGAAUAUUGCAAUAAAAUCGACCAACCCCAGAACUGUGAGUAUAAAACAAAAGUAAAAUCCAAGACGACCAAAGUCACGGAAAGGUACGUAACCUCUCUGAAAAAUAGAAUAUGGGAGCUAGAAGCAGAACUGACCAAAUCCAGAGUAGAAACGACCCCUGAUUAUGAUGAAGGACUAAGCACCUCAGAAAUGAAUCCGCUUUUAGAACCCCCACAUGGUAUGGAGUUUCGUCCAAAAAGUUCAGGACCAAAAACGUCGAGUCAAUAUCUGGGAAUGUCUGCUUGUGCUCAGUUCUUAAGGAAGCUGAAGCAAACCUUAGCGGACUCUCGCAAUGGGGGCUUACCUGUUGGAGCUGUCACUAAGGGUUUGGUGCCCAAUAACAUCGAAUUUAGCCUGGAUCGGAAAUACGUCGAAAAUCUGGCCGCAGAAUGUCUUCCAGACAUAGAAGAUGCCAAAGUACUUAUCGAUAAUGCCUACAGGAUGAUUGGUGCUGAUUACAUGUACAUUGAAGCGCGGUACUUCGAAAAUACCGUCAAACACGUGAUAUACGAUGAACAGGUGCCACAUCAACCAUUGGAGCUGCUCGCCUUCACAAUCGAGCUUCUUAGAUUUUUUAGCUACUUGGCACUUGGUUCCCUGUUUGACAGAAAGAAUCAGGACUCGAAAUCUUUGAGUUUGAAAUUUCACCGUACUGCUAUAUCGCUCUAUGGGCAUCUGGCAAACAUGUAUGACCAAGCUGCAAAUGCUUCGUUAGUACAGUCUUUAUUGUGCAUUGCUUAUUUUUCUUUGUCGCAGAACAAAACCAUUUUUGCAUUCACAACGGUAGGGACUGCCAUUCGAACUAUGUUUGCACUCGGAUACCAUAAGACUACGCGAUCGGACAGGGAAAGUCGUACAUUUUGGUUGUGUUUCAUAUAUGAUCGCUUACUCGCCGUGAGGUUCGGGUUUCCAUUGAUGAUAGAUGAGCGUGAAAUAAAUGUUCCAAUGUUCAACGAAGCAGAAGAAGCACAGACCACAAGAUCGCUAGAUAUGUAUCAUUUUGCCGCCCAAGCCAGACUUGCUAUGAUCACAACAAAAGUUAUCACCAUGAUAUACUCUAAAAAUUCGUUUUCAUUUCUGCGCAACUGCUACACCGUAUUGAAGCGGCUGAAGAGUUGGUUUGAUAUACUUCCUGAUGAACUCAAAUUUGAUUAUAACAAUAUUAAGACAGGUUUGAUAAGAUCAACAGUCAAUUUGCAUAUCAAUUACAAUUAUUCGAUUAUAAUCACCACUAGGCCUGUUUUACUGUACUUGUUCAACGCCAUUCUGACCAGAAGAGAUGAUAAAGAAAAGAUAUUCGAACAACGUCAGUUUGACUUGAUGCGUAUUCUGCUCGAAUCAUGCAUUCAAGCUGCAGAGAUUCAGAGUGGGAUUUUAACCCGACUCUAUCACGAUGGUAAAAUGGCAAAUAGCUCAUUUUUAGACUGCCACUACAUCUACAGCGCUACAAUCAUACUGGUUUUAGCUGGAUACUGUCAAAGGCUUAUGAAAACAAACGUUAUCUAUCUUGGGGACAUUGAAAGCUUAUUCGAUGCUAUCAACAACAACUUGAAGAUACUACAGAUAAUCUCGGAAUACAAUGCAGCUGCUAGCAACUUUAACGAGCAGCUUACUGAACUCAUAGAUAUGAUAAGUUCCGAAGAGGUCAUGGGGGUUUCGAGUCCCGAUUCCACACAAAAACAGAGCUCUGUUCCGUUCCCCCGAGCUUCUCUUAGCCCAAUUGCUAUGCCAGAAGAUGGUUCAUUUGAUGGAAGAGAAUUUGACAUGAAAGACGUGGGAUUUCUAGAUUUGUCGGACGUGCUAAAUAAUAUGACCAGUCAAUCUCUGGCGGGGACAUCUGUGGACGAAUUCUUCGAUACCGAUUUCUCGAGAAGCUAUACAGAUGCACAAUAA
Lachancea lanzarotensis is the source of this 2010-nucleotide messenger RNA. RefSeq names its product LALA0S01e00298g1_1. Lineage: Eukaryota; Fungi; Ascomycota; Saccharomycetes; Saccharomycetales; Saccharomycetaceae. Gene Ontology annotation, biological process: regulation of DNA-templated transcription; DNA-templated transcription. Gene Ontology annotation, molecular function: zinc ion binding; DNA binding; DNA-binding transcription factor activity, RNA polymerase II-specific. The record is from RefSeq and is a predicted model, not a curated record. Bases 1 to 2010 code for a protein of 669 amino acids. The transcript has a single exon.